AUGGUGCCUAAUAGGCCAUUGCAAAGUGGUCUUAGAGUUUUGACACAUGACAAAGAGCUUAUAGAGAUGUGUUACAUUGCUCAGACAAACAAGGGAAUUGUCCAUGUGUAUGAUGAACAUGGAGUUUCUGAACCUGUGUUUGAUGAGAAAACAGAACUAGCAUCAUCCAAAGGCAAAGAGUUAAUAGUUCUACCAGACCCUAUUCCACAUUCAUACCCCAACAUCAAUGUCACAGCCAAUACAAUUUCCACUACAUCACCACCAAUUCCAACUUCAGAACCAAUACACACCACCAUUCCUACUCCAACAACAAUCCCCACAACUAUGCCUACUGAUAAAGGUAUUUCAGGACCAAAGUAUAAGAGUCACAUUACUACAAUUUCUGUUAGUUAUUCCAAAUCACCAACCAAAAAAAUGACAGUACCCAUUGCUGCUGCUCCCACUGUUAAGCCCACCCCACCACCAAAAACAAUGGCCAAAGCCACAAUUGCUACUAGUACUAAGCCCAACCCACCACCAAAAAGAAUGGGCCAAUCCACUGCUGCUCCUACUACCAAAUCCAACCCACCACCAAAGUCAACGGCCUAG
Molecule: messenger RNA, 588 nt
Organism: Arachis duranensis
Lineage: Eukaryota; Viridiplantae; Streptophyta; Magnoliopsida; Fabales; Fabaceae
Exons: 1
Coding region: 1-588 (195 amino acids)
Source: RefSeq, a predicted model, not a curated record